Messenger RNA from Cryphonectria parasitica EP155, 1135 nucleotides. Its product is annotated as geranylgeranyltransferase beta subunit. The transcript is spliced from 2 exons. Gene Ontology annotation, biological process: protein geranylgeranylation. Gene Ontology annotation, molecular function: Rab geranylgeranyltransferase activity. The coding region runs from base 140 to 1135 and encodes 331 amino acids. Gene Ontology annotation, cellular component: Rab-protein geranylgeranyltransferase complex. The record is from RefSeq and is a predicted model, not a curated record. Lineage: Eukaryota; Fungi; Ascomycota; Sordariomycetes; Diaporthales; Cryphonectriaceae.
CCCCCACUUGCAAGUUCUACCCCCCGCAAUUCCCGUUUAAUGAACAGCUCACGCACAUGUACACACAUACCCUUACACACACUCACACUCACCCACACAUCAGACCACCACCAUUUCUCUGCAUGCACCCAAUUGAACAAUGCCAACGACGCUGCUCGAUGACCUACCAGAUGAGCUCCAGCUGGCCACUGCAAACCAUGUAAAAUACGUCCAGAGCCUGGACACGCGCAAGGACGAAUACGAUUACUGGCUUACCGAGCACCUGCGCCUCAAUGGUGUUUACUGGGGCCUGGUGGCCCUGCACCUGCUCGGACACCCCGAUGCCCUGCCGCGCGACGAGACAAUAGACUUUGUCCUGUCCUGCCAGCACGAUAGCGGCGGGUUCGGAGCCGCGCCUGGUCACGAUGCGCACAUGCUCUACACGGUCAGUGCCGUGCAGAUCCUGGCCAUGGUGGAUGGCUUUGACGAGCUGGAGAAGAGGGGCAAGGGGAAGGCCAAGGUGGGCGAGUUCAUCGCCGCCCUGCAGAACAGGGAGACUGGCACGUUUGCUGGUGAUGAGUGGGGGGAAGAAGACACGCGCUUCCUCUACGGCGCCCUCAACGCACUCUCUCUCCUUGGCCUCCUAGAUCUUGUCGACGUCUCCAAGGCCGUUGAUCACAUCGUCGCCUGUGCCAACUUCGACGGCGGCUACGGCGUCAAGCCCGGUGCCGAGUCGCACUCGGGCCAGAUCUUCACCUGCGUCGCCGCCCUGGCCAUCGCCGGGAGGCUCGACCUCGUCGAUGUCGACAAGCUCGGCCAGUGGCUCAGCGAGAGGCAGACCCCCAGUGGCGGGCUGAACGGCCGUCCGGAGAAGACCGAGGAUGUCUGUUACAGCUGGUGGGUGUUGAGCAGCCUGCAGAUCAUCGGCCGCGCACACUGGAUCGACCGGGACGCGCUGAUCAAAUUCAUCUUGCGGUCCCAGGACCUCCAGGGUGGGGGAAUCGCCGAUCGUCCUGGUGACAUGGUCGAUGUGUGGCAUACCUGCUUUGGCAUGACCGGGCUGAGCCUUCUGGGGUACCCUGGCACCCAGCCCGUGGACCCUGUGUAUUGCAUGCCCAAAGCCACCAUUGAGAGGGUGCUAGGAAAGUCAUGGUAA